GGGGGCGGUGUCGGUUGGCGCAUGCGCGCUUCUUCAGCGCGGGGCAUGCUGGGCGCCGUAGUCCCGGCAUUCUGAGGGGAAACCGAGAGCGGCGGCAAACGAAGAACGGACGGAGCCGAAUCUCUUUCCCUCCCUUUUUUCCCCCUCAGAGGCUUCGUCGUACCGGAGCGGGCGGCGGGAUGGCGCGGCAGGGCAGCCGCGGGGGCGCCGAGAGCAAAAAGAUGAGCUCGGAGCUCUUCACUUUGACCUAUGGAGCUCUGGUGACUCAGCUGUGUAAAGACUAUGAGAAUGAUGAAGAUGUCAACAAACAGCUGGACAAAAUGGGCUACAACAUUGGUGUUCGACUGGUUGAAGACUUCCUGGCCCGAUCCAACGUAGGGAGGUGCCAUGACUUUCGAGAAACUGCAGAUGUCAUUGCAAAGGUGGCGUUUAAAAUGUACUUGGGCAUCACACCAAGCAUCACCAACUGGAGUCCAGCCGGUGAUGAAUUCUCCCUUAUCCUGGAAAACAACCCACUGGUGGACUUUGUGGAACUCCCUGACAACCAUUCCGCUCUUAUUUAUUCGAACCUCUUGUGUGGGGUUCUACGGGGAGCCCUGGAAAUGGUUCAGAUGGCGGUGGAUGUCAAAUUUGUUCAGGACACCUUGAAAGGGGAUGGAGUUACAGAAAUCAGGAUGAAAUUUAUCAAGCGGAUUGAAGACAACCUUCCCGUUGGAGAGGAGUGAAUCUGAGAGCAGGUGUCCCCUGCUGAACUGGAGAAGAUGAUCUUAGAGUUGCCACCAGGAGUUCAUGGGCAUCGCCGUUCCCUCUCAACAUUCAGAUGCUCUGAUUGUUUAACUUGAUGACCUGCUUUAUUUCCUUAGGGAGCAACUUUGAAUUCUCCUGCGUUAUUUCCACAGAUUUGUACUGAAGAACUUUGUAAGGUGUAGGACACUUUUCAUACUCAUCAGAGGCACAUGCACCCAUUUCCAGUUUCCAUCGUUGGCUUCACGCAAAUCUACAGGAUAUUAAGACCUUGCAGUUUUGAAAUGUGAUACCAGAUUUGGAUGCCAGCUAGGGACGUCACUCUUAUCUUCCUGCACAUAAAAAACAUCAGCAUUUCUCUCUGUCCUUUCCUACUCUUAGGAAUGGCAGCCUGAAUCCGUAUCUGUAUAUAUCUGUGGGAAGUAGGCAGCCAUUUCCUCGCGACACAGGACACAGCAUAUAAUUUGAAAGUAAUUGUGGGUACUGGUGGAAGGGGCUCUGUCCUACUGUCUUAUUCCUGUUAUGAGAAAAAAACAUCCUAUUUUUACUUAAGCUAUCAUAUGGCCAGGCUACUCAGAGGCAAAAUAAUAGCCCUGCCCAUUAAAUUCAUGGCAAUAUUCUUAGUUUAAAUUAUUUCUAUCUACCAGCCUAUUUUACUGUCUCAUAAUGACAAGAAAUAUUGUGAGAAAUGCUUAUUAAGUGCUCGGCCACCUCAUGUUCCAAUCCCAAACCUUCA
Molecule: messenger RNA, 1480 nt
Organism: Pogona vitticeps (central bearded dragon)
Lineage: Eukaryota; Metazoa; Chordata; Lepidosauria; Squamata; Agamidae
Gene: TRAPPC3
Product: trafficking protein particle complex subunit 3
Biological process (GO): Golgi vesicle transport
Cellular component (GO): TRAPP complex
Source: RefSeq, a predicted model, not a curated record